This is a messenger RNA of Penicillium canariense, 3795 nucleotides long. RefSeq names its product GTPase-activating protein BUD2. The record is from RefSeq and is a predicted model, not a curated record. The transcript has 2 exons. The coding region runs from base 1 to 3795 and encodes 1264 amino acids. Lineage: Eukaryota; Fungi; Ascomycota; Eurotiomycetes; Eurotiales; Aspergillaceae. Gene Ontology annotation, biological process: regulation of GTPase activity.
AUGGAGUCCGAUAAUCCGAAUGGGUAUAAGCGGAGCUCGAUGCACCAGGCGUUUCAUAGCCGCCCCGUGGAACGACGUCCCAGCAAGAAGUCCUCCUCUCGGGAUCGCCAUGGCAUGGUCUACCCAGACAGCUUCCGUGACACAAGCAUUCGCACCGUGACCCCGGAGUCCCACUCCCCCUUGUCUGAGGCGGAAUAUCUUACUGGCAACAGUGCGAGCGCGCCGUCACCACGGACCACCAUGCGAUCGCGGACUGUUGAGCGGAGCGAGCAAGAGACACCCACAGAAGGCAGGAACCAGCGCACACGAUCGCGAACGACGACUCUGGAGGAACAGCGAGGGGAUAUGGCGCCCAACACGGUGAAGACGCGGACCCGGAUCGGAUCGGUUAAUGCGAACAGCUCGUCUCAGCCCAAGAUGGUAGACACGAAGCUCGCAGAGGAAUCCGCAAGUUCAAUUGGUUUCCCUUCAAUACACUCGCCUAAUUACGUUGGGCAGGCCGUCACACGUCAGCGACUCGGCAAAUCUCCAGGAUCCGGCCUCACGAGCGCCGUGGCACACAACCAAGCGGCCUUCGCCUCGCCCCUAUCGAACACCGACGCCGCCAAGAUCCUACAAUUAAUGAAGACCACAUGUGGACGAAUGCACGGUAUCCUCUCGUUUCGAACGGCGGCGAACAGUCCAUGGUCGUCGAGCUCGUGGACAUCCGGCUACUGCGCUAUCAACGUCGCCACGGGUAGUCUGAUAUACCAAGCCAAGGGCGAGCCAGCCCUGGCGAAGACAUUGAUUCCCGAUCUACGUGGCUGCCGGGUUCGUACAUUGUUCGACGCAGAACUGCAAAGCACCUACCUCAGCGUUCACACAUUCACCUCCGGACUUGGCAUUCAACUACGACCCCAUGUGAACGAGACGUUCGACUCCUGGCUCGCGGCUCUGCUUUGUUGGCAGCCCAUUCGACCAAAGGGCGUUCAGAAUAAGAUGACUAAACCCCAGGCGGUGGUCAUCGGUGAUCGCCGUAUACCUGAGCGUCGACGAAACUCGGAGAGUGCCCAACAAAAGGACGCAGCCAUAAUCAAGAUUGGAAAGAUGCUUCUUUGGGAUAAGCCGUCAGCAUCUGGAGCUCGCCCGGCUUCUGUUCGUCGAGUCUCGACGUAUCGACAAUCAAGAGCUCUGAAUUCUUCGUGGCAGCGGGUAAGCUGUACAUUGCAGGAGAACGGCUUUUUCAAGCUGUUCACCGAGUCUGAUGUCACCCUCGUUGCAACCGUUCAGCUAUCCCAACUAUCGCGCUGUGCGAUUCAGCAACUGGAUUCAUCAGUAUUGGAUGAUGAGUUCUGUAUUGCUAUUUAUCCGCAGUAUACCGCACACCCUGUUCUUGAGCCUGGGAUACGCCCCAUAUACCUUGCUCUCGAGAGCCGCGUUCUGUUUGAGGUCUGGUUUGUGCUUUUGCGUGCAUUCACCAUUCCGGAGCUUUACGGCCCCGAGGCCUUGGAUGAUGAAGAUGGGGAUCCCAACAAAACACCAGAGGCAGAAUCUCCCGGGCAUCCUGUCCCAGACAUGUUCCGAAUUGAGCGUAUUCUUAACCUGAGAGUGACAGAGGCAAAGCUUUGCCGAGCCAAAGAAGAAGAAAACCCGCGCAGUCGAAAAAUGUCCCGAUCGCAUGGUUACUCUGCUCCAUCACCGCCCAAAGCCAGUGAUUAUUACACCGAGGUGCUCUUGGAUGGAGAGAUUCGCGCCAAGACGGCAGUCAAAUAUCGUACUACGAAUCCGUUCUGGCGCGAGGACUUCACUUUUAACGAUUUGCCGCCAGUGCUGUCCCAAGCCUCUAUUCUCGUCAAGACACUCAACCCAACACAUAGGGAUUGGACACUCAUCGCGCAUGGAACGUACUCCAGUCAAGAUGUUAACGCAGCCAACAUGUUGGACGAAAUCGAGAUAUCUACCAACGACGCGAUUUUUGGACGUGUUGACCUGCGUCUUGAGGAAUUGGAUCCUGGCGUGGAUACAGAAAAGUGGUGGCCCAUUUUAGAUGAUCAGGAUCAGGCGGUGGGAGAGAUGUUCAUGAAAGCACGGAUGGAAGAGACGGUCGUCCUGAUGUCGGAAGAAUAUGCGCAAAUUCACGACCUACUCCACGCUUUCACCAACGGCCUAACGAUCAACAUGGCCCAGGUCAUGUCAUCCGAACUGACUCAGCUGUCCGAAAUGCUCUUGAACAUCUUCCAGGUCUCCGGGGCGACGGUGGACUGGAUCUCGGCGCUGGUCGAAGAUGAAAUUGACGGUGUCCACAAGGAAUCUACGGCCAACCGCCUCCGCUACACGACCAGGAUCCAUUCCAAUGACUCCCGCGAGUCUGCCCAGGACCGUGAAAUCCUCGUGAGAGAUAUGGGACGGACGGCUACCGUCGAAGCUAACUUGCUGUUCCGUGGAAACUCGCUUCUCACCAAGGCGCUUGAUCUGCACAUGCGUCGCCUUGGGAAGGAGUAUUUGGAAGAGACAAUUGGUGAACACCUACGGGAUAUCGAUGAGAGUGAUCCAGAGUGUGAGGUGGAUCCGGCUCGCGUGCCACGCACGGAAGACCUUGACCGCAACUGGCGCAAUCUGAUUGCGCUUACUACGGGUGUCUGGAAGUCUAUUGCCAUGUCCGUCGCUCGCUGCCCUCCUGAGCUGCGGCGCAUUUUUCGGCACGUUAGGGCUUGUGCAGAAGAUCGCUACGGCGAUUUCCUGCGCUCAGUAACCUACAGCAGUGUUUCUGGUUUCCUGUUUCUGCGUUUCUUCUGCCCAGCUAUCUUGAAUCCUAAGUUGUUCGGGCUGUUGAAAGAUCAUCCUCGUCCUCGUGCCCAGCGCACUCUGACGCUCAUUGCAAAGGCCCUUCAAGGACUGGCCAACAUGACCACAUUCGGCAAUAAAGAACCGUGGAUGGAGCCAAUGAACAAAUUCUUGGUCGGCAACCGCGCCGAUUUCAAGCUCUUCGUCGACCAGAUCUGCAAUAUCUCGGCGGAGCGGCCAGCUGCUCUCAUUACGCCGUCUUACACCACCCCUCUCCAGAUUCUUGGACGUUUGCCAGCUACCUCGCGUGAAGGCUUCCCCAGUCUCCCUUUCCUGAUUGAUAUCGCUCGAUGCUUUGCCAAUUUGAUCCGUGUCUGGUUGGAAGUGGUUCCAGAGCGCUUGUCCGAACUUGAGGAAGUGGACCCGUUCCUGGCUAAGUUCCAUGAAUUGGCCGUGCAACUGCAGGAACGCACCGAGGAUUGCCUCGACGAGGCCGAGCAAGCGGAACGCCCAAGCGGAAAUCUCGAGGUCAAGUGGGAGGAAUUAGUGGACUCCAUGGAGCGAACUGUGACCUUCUACGACGAGAGCUCAAGUAAACCUGCAACACCAGUCCUAGAAACGACCAUGGCAAGCAACGUCCCGGUCCCAACUUCAGUCUCGAACCCCGCGAGCCACCGCGGCUCAGUCGGCUUCUUCGCCACCCGCCCUACCAUACCCCGCCGAUCGACCGACAAUGGGCCAGAGGAGGAUGACACGCCGCCCAGCUCAUCCUCAGCUACCUGGGACCAGACUCGCAUGCCAUUCUCCAUUCCUCGGUGGUCCGAUGCUCGUGACAGCACCGGUAGCUCCAAGAACUCAUCCACGUACUCGCUCGAAUACUCGGAGAAUGCCAAAGCCCGCCGGUCCAGCGUCACCAAAGAGUCCUCCAGCAAAUACCGCUUCUUCGACUUUGUCCCCGCGCCGUCGCGUCGCAAGAAGGACCGAGACCAGUCUCAGCAUCACUCGCACGAGGAUCUCCGAAACGAGUUCUAA